AUGGCACUGCCGGUAAAACCGGUACCGCCGCGUCUCGCUCCCGAGACCGGGGCCGCAUUAGCGAAUAAUUGGCUUUCUACGCCCGCAUGUGAAAAAAGUAUUGUGGCGGCGACGGGACGAAAGUGCGGCGGAGCUGCCGGCGCCGCUUGGCGUACCAUUACCGUGUGGACAGUCGACAAGUCCAGGCAUGAACCGAAGCACGACGCUGUCGGACGAGACGAAGCGAUCUCUCUCGGUCGUUGUCUUUUGGCCGACUUCGAGCAAGUUCGAAGCAAACGAGAAAAAAUAUCAGCACGCCUUACAAAGCCCCUGGGAUACCACCUGGGUGAGUUGCUAGCAAGUCUGACUUACGAAGGGCUGUCGCCAAACCGCAUUGAGCUGCUUGGCGCUAGUCUAGGCGCUCAUAUAGCAUCGUACGCCGCAGUAAGGUAUCACCAACUGACUGGAAGGAAACCGAUGAGACUUACUGGACUCGACCCAGCAGGGCCCUGCUUUAGAAACUUACCAGCUGAAGACAGAUUCAAUCCAGAGGCCGCUCACCACGUGGACGCACUGCACACAAACAUAGACGGUUUCGGCAUCGCGGACGCAGUCGCCCAAAUAGACUUUUACGCUAAUGGUGGCGAGUACCAGCAGUCGAUGGCUCACGGCUUCAUACUGCCGUGCCUGACGCUCUGCAGCCAUAUCCGGGCCGGGCUCUACUGGGCGGCCGCCCUAAACAACCCCGACCGGUUCCUGGCGGUCCGCUGCGACUCCGUGGAGAGGGCGAGGCGCGGAGACUGCUACGAGGGGCACUUGGAGAUCAACGUGCUGGGCCUUAAUACCGACUUCUCCCGCCCGGGUAUUUAUUACUUACCCACCAACGAAGGCGACCCCUACCACCUGUCUGAAGAGGCUUUAAGGAGACGACCAUACGGCUCCAACGCUUAUCUGUUAAAAGCCGCGCCCGACGAAGACCUCGUUGUG
Molecule: messenger RNA, 966 nt
Organism: Iphiclides podalirius (scarce swallowtail)
Lineage: Eukaryota; Metazoa; Arthropoda; Insecta; Lepidoptera; Papilionidae
Source: the annotation of a GenBank genome assembly